Molecule: messenger RNA, 1052 nt
Organism: Triticum dicoccoides
Lineage: Eukaryota; Viridiplantae; Streptophyta; Magnoliopsida; Poales; Poaceae
Product: probable inactive poly [ADP-ribose] polymerase SRO3
Exons: 5
Coding region: 87-1052 (321 amino acids)
Molecular function (GO): NAD+ poly-ADP-ribosyltransferase activity
Source: RefSeq, a predicted model, not a curated record
CUGCAGUACUGUGACAAAUAAUCAAAAAAGAUCAUUGUCUUCUCAUUUAAUAUUCUAGCUGCCGGCCAAACAUUGAAGAGAGCGGGAUGAAGAGGAAGAGAGGCGAGCCUGAGCUGGAGUACGGGGCCUCGUCCGGGGUGGAUGAGAGGUCCAACGAGAGCAGCGACAAGAUGCAGGGCCAGCUCCUAGCCGCUGCGCGCGGCGCCGACGGGGGCAAUGCCAAGUUCGCGUGGUAUGGCGCUCCAUCGGUGGAUGUGGCCGCGACGGCGGUGGAGCACGGGUUCGGCAGGAUGAACAACCGGGUCCUUUUCCAUCGCGCGCACGGCGACGACGUCCACCUCUCGCCGCCUCGGUCUCCUUAUGCCAGCGCAAUGCUAGCAAAUGCAGAUGAGAACGGCGAGGCGCAUAUCAUGUUGUGCCGUGUUCUGUUGGGCCGGCCAGAGGCCAUCCCGGCCGGGUCCUCCAAGCUCCACCCCAGCAGUGACAAUUACGACAGUGCCAUCGACAACAUGCAGAACCCACAGUGGUAUGUUGUUUGGGGCAAGGACAUGAACAUGAGGAUCCUCCCAGAGUACGUCGUCAGCUUCAAGUGUCCCAACCUCCAUCAGAUGCAAGGAUCAUCGGGAGCGAACUCCAUGCUAAAGAAGCCUUCGCCGGUGGCUCAUGACAUGUUUCCGACGCUUCUAGCAGAGAUCCAGUGGUUCAUGCCAUCUUCCAAGCUGCAGACAUUGCAGGGAACCUACAAUUGCUUCAAGAAGAAUGUUCUAUCAAAGCAACCAUGUCUGAUAUGUUCACAUGAAUUCUUUCAUGUGGCCGUCCCUCACAUUCCUUUGCUUUCAACUAUUCCAGCCAGCUGCAAUGAAGUCCUCCAUAGAGAAGGGUUUGCAGAAAAUGAUCUUGGCAUCCCAGAUAAGCAGGUCGGGGUCAAAGCCGGUGCCCGGGGGAUUUCAAUGGAUCACCAACACGAGAAACUGAAAUGGCAGGACCAGAAAAGAUGGUCCCAGAUCUCACUGCAGCCGGAUGUGCAAGAACACAUCAAUGAUCAUAUGUGA